UGUGAUAUUUCUCCCCAAGCUCUCCACCCGGGACCCCAACGACAACCCUGCUUGGCAACAGUGGAACGACCAGAGGAUGACAGAACCAAGAUGAAGAACAGGCAGAAGUCGAGAAGCGGCUGUCGGACUUGCAAGGUCAGGCGGCUAAGGUGUGAUGAGACCAAGCCCGGGUGCCAAAACUGUGCCCAAAAAGGGUACGACUGUCCAGGCUACCAGCAGCGGCUCCAGUGGUCCACCAAGCACGAGAGACCGACAACAACAAACACCAGCGGCCCCGCAAACUUUACCCAGCUCGUCACCGCUGCCUCCGAGUCGAUCGCCUCGACGCCCACGACCGCCUCCGAAAGCCCCAGCCAUGAUGGAACUAAGGCUUCGCUCAUGGUUCCGGUCCCCACUGGUAGACUCGGGCUCCCUGGGACUUCUCUUCCCAUGUCAGCAUCGGCGUCGCUAUCGGCGUCCGCAUCACCCUCGUCGACAACUUCAUCCCCACCGUCGUCAACGCCGUCUCCCCCGACCCAGUACGAGGACCUAGUAGCCAGCGCCGAGAGCUAUGCCAGCUUGAUUCCCGUGCUCUCCCCUCGGGCAGGCCCCAUGGUGCCUGGGGGGGGCGCAGGGUCUCCGGACGAGCCUGACCUGGCACGCGAAUUGGCCAUGUACCAACCGGUGGUCGACAUGCCGACUUUUCUGAUCGAGCACUGGUUUAAAUCGGUCUGCCCCUCGUGGUCGGCCCUCGACUCUCCGACUAACCCGUAUCGGCUGCUGACAGAAGGCCUCUGGCAAAGCUCGGAUACCGUCUUCUACGCCCUGCAAGCGAUAUCCGCAGCCUCUCUUGUUGAGCGGCUCCCGCACGUCAUGAAAGACACGGCCAGGUUUGCGCCGCGCAACGCCUUUCAGGCAAUCGGAAAAGAACUCGACGCGUUCCAUAACGGCGGCCGGCCGGGAUUCCCCACAGCGCUCCUCCUCUCCCUCUUUUGCAUGAGCUCGUCCAUGUGUUGGUUGGAGGCCCGGCAGCUCGGACAACAAUCGGUGAGAGAGGCGCGGAAGGUGCUGAGGCGGUUAAAUACACGGAUGUUGGACAGCAGCUCCCAAGGCCAACUCGACUUCUUCAAUGGGUGUCUCGUCUACGAGGAGAUGCUUCGCAGCGUUGUCAGCGACGAGGAGAUCGAUUUCAAGCACAUGCUCAGCUGGCCAGAGCCGACGACCCAAGGGCCCCUCCUACCCACAGUCCCACACCAAUGGAGCGGCGUCUCUUCCGACAUUCUAAGGUUAUUUGGCAAGGCAAUAGCCCUUUGCCGGAGAUCCCGUGUCCGGUGGAGGCUCAACGGUGGAACGAGCUACCGGAUCCUCGAAGGCGCAAUGAGGGACAUCAAGGAAGCGACGAAAGUGGAGGAGUCGUUGCUGUCGAUUAUUAUCCCGGGGCUCCCCGGAUGCCCUCAGCCUUCACAGACAACCAGCUCUACCGAGGCCUUGCAUUAUCUGAGUGAGGCGUACCGCUUAUGCGCGCUCCUGCAGCUCUACGAGACAUUCCCGGAUCUAAGCCUCAAGCGAAACCCGAACCUUAAGGACGCCGAUGUUUCCUUGAUUUGGCAAUCAUGGGCGUCUCCUCAGGUCUUACACGUCAUCACCAAGGUGCUCGGCAAGGUCGCACCGGCAAGUCUGAGCUGCAUUCAGCCCCUUCUCUGUCUCUGUGCGGGCAGCGGUCUGAGAUACGAAACGGGCAGCAAAGUCCCGCUACGGAGCGGGAACGAUAAGUACUUACUAAACACGGAUGUCAACACACCAACCGCACCGGCCCCUGGUGCCACGGAACCCGACUUUCAACUGCCUGACGCUGGGAUCUCUAAGAACGCGAUCAAAAUCUCCGAAGCGCGCUAUCUCAUCAUGAGCAGGUUAGAUCAACUCGAGAUCUGCCUGCCCCCCAAACCGAUCGGCGUGGCAAAACAACUUAUGCGCGCUGUUUGGAGCGCGUAUGAUGAAGAGAUUGGACUCCCUCGCCGGACCCACUGGCUCGAUGUGAUGAGUUCCACGGGGCUACACAGUCUGUUUGGUUGACGACUAUCACAACUCGAGGCCCUGGGGUCACGGAUACGGGCCGCCCCCGGGGACUUCCGGAUGUGUCCCGCCGACAAUCACCGCUGCUCAAACAGGGAUCUGCACGCGAGCACCUGUCGAGCGAGGAUACGCUUGAUCGUCG
Molecule: messenger RNA, 2194 nt
Organism: Chaetomium fimeti
Lineage: Eukaryota; Fungi; Ascomycota; Sordariomycetes; Sordariales; Chaetomiaceae
Exons: 2
Coding region: 91-2052 (653 amino acids)
Biological process (GO): positive regulation of transcription by RNA polymerase II
Cellular component (GO): nucleus
Molecular function (GO): DNA-binding transcription factor activity, RNA polymerase II-specific; zinc ion binding; transcription cis-regulatory region binding
Source: RefSeq, a predicted model, not a curated record